GUAAGGUGAGUGCGUGACACGCAGAUCCAUUCUCAAACUCUCUCGAAGCGGUGUGUUACCCGACAGAGCAAGCGAGUGUUGUGUUAUCAUGUGGGUGUUGUUUGUGUGUCUGUCUGUGCUGCAUGCUGGACUUGCUGAUAAUUCUUUACCGGACAGUUUCCGGCGAUGCGGACAGACAGACAAGAAGCUGAACGACUGCCUCAAGGCGGCUGUGCCCGACGCUCUCAGGAAGAUGAGGGAAGGCAUCCCGUCUCUGGGCGUGCCUCCCAUGGAGCCGUUGCACGUGGCCGGCAUCAACAUCUCGUCCGGCGCCGGUCCGGUCGUCAUCUCCCAGAACUACCGGAACAUCAAACUGCACGGACUCACAGAUUCUCUGCUCACUACUUACAAGGCCGACCUGAAGCGCUACCGGCUUCGCACGGACUCCAUAACGCCGAAGAUGGAGUUCAUUGGUGAUUACGUCAUGAAGGGAAGGAUCUUGGUGUUGCCGAUACAGGGAAAAGGGAUCGCCAACAUUACCAUGGUGAACCUAGUAGUAAAACACGACCUGAUCUUCGAGCCGGUAACGCGCGACGGACAGAUCUACAUGCACAUGAAGGAUUACAGGGUGAAGUUUAUCCCGGAGCGGGUCAUUCUGCACUUCUCUAACUUGUUCAAUGGGGACAAGCGACUAGGGGAUCAGAUGAACUUAUUCCUCAACGAGAAUUCCGAGCUGGUCUUCAACGAAUUGAAGGAAUCCUACGAGAAGAGCUUGAGCUCCGUAUUCCAGGACGUCACAAACAAAAUAUUCGACAAAGUUCCCAUGAACAAAAUUUUCCCCGAAAAAUGAACACGCUGUGAUAAACUGCAACAUUCCAUUUCGGUGCUAUUUUAAAUGUGAAUACAAAUAAUUAUAAGUAGAUUAUUUAUUGAAAUUGCUUUAAUUAAUUAAGAAUACAUAAUUUUGCUAAA
Plodia interpunctella (Indianmeal moth) is the source of this 951-nucleotide messenger RNA. RefSeq names its product Juvenile hormone binding protein 12 (gene Jhbp12). The record is from RefSeq and is a predicted model, not a curated record. The transcript has 6 exons. Lineage: Eukaryota; Metazoa; Arthropoda; Insecta; Lepidoptera; Pyralidae. The coding region runs from base 89 to 829 and encodes 246 amino acids.